CAUCGAAAGAAAUGUCCCUAUUUACGAACUAUUAUCAACGAAUUGAAACGUACAUGAAUUCGUUGCUAUUGUAAAAGCGUAAAGAAUUUCAAUCAAAAUCUUUUGAGACGGAGGCUAUAUAUUUAUAAACAUCUGUCAAAAGGGUCAAAAGAGGAUAAGCAAGUAAACAACACAAGCGUUACGAGCGGCGGCGCUCUGGCAGCCCUGGGGAAAUAAUAUCAUAAUAACAACAAACAGGUGUUUUUGUUCUUUGUGUCAAGUUCGAUUUCAAAUUUUUUUUUUCCUCGCGUUCCUUCGUAUUUGCUACGACGAAGUUAAUCCGAAAUUACUUUUGUUAAAAAAUAAAUAGCUUACAUACAUAUUUCGCUUUUUCAAACCUCGUAGUUAUGAAUAUUCCAGCCUUAAUUCCAAGCUUUCCAACCCCAAAAGUUAUAUGGUAUCAAACCGACGUAAGUGUGACAUUACGAAUAAUGCUGGUGGACGUCGACGAUUAUUUUCUUCUAGUUGAUGAAGAUCACCUUAGAUUUAGCACAACUGUAAACGGCCGACCCUACUAUCUCUGUUUAUAUCUUUUCGGCGCUAUCAUACCAGAAAAAUGUUCUCACCGUAAUACAGGAACAGAGAUCAAAGUGAAUUUACCGAAAGCCCAUAAAUGGAUUAGGUGGAUGAGAUUGUGUCUAGAGAAAGAAAGUAAUCCACACAUUUCAGCAGACCUUGAAAAAUUACAUGACGAAACGAUUAUACCAAAAUACUUUGUAAAAAGAGAUUGGGAUGAUAUUAAUGAAUAUAAGCGUCAGAACAAUAUUGUCAACAUUCCCCCUGCCGAACACUCUACCGAUGACAGUGAAUCUGAGGAUGAGAUGAUGGAUGCGCUGAUUGAUGCUGCUGAUGCAUUUUGACAACAGUUUUUCUAUGAACCUUGAGUCAAUGUCUUGUCAGUCAACUUCAUAAACAUAUGUAUAAAGAUCUAAUUGAUUUUAAUGAAAAAUAUAGUAAAUGAAAAAGUA
Molecule: messenger RNA, 1007 nt
Organism: Venturia canescens
Lineage: Eukaryota; Metazoa; Arthropoda; Insecta; Hymenoptera; Ichneumonidae
Exons: 4
Coding region: 387-899 (170 amino acids)
Biological process (GO): germ-line stem cell division
Source: RefSeq, a predicted model, not a curated record